AUGAGCCCACAGUACCCUAGAAGCUCCCUUUUGAACAGCAGCAGCAGCAGCAACAGCAGCAGCAGCAGCAACAGCAGCAGCAGCAAGGCCACCGGCAGCUCCAAUACAGGAAGCACCGAGGACAGUAGUGGGGACAGCAGCAGCAGCAGCAACAACGGCAGCGGCAGCAACGGCAACAGCGGCAGCAACAGCAGCAGCAGCAGCAGCAAAAGCAACAGCAGCAACAAUAAUAGCAGCAGCAGCAGCAGCAGCAGCAGCAGCAGCAGCAGCACUGAUGCCAAUGGCGCCAAGCCGAAGCCUCGCCGUCCCCUAGUCAUCACAGAAAGUGCUGAGCAGAAGCUGAAGGCAGGCGCAGCAGCAGCAGCAGCAGCAGAAGCAGCAGCAGCAGCAGCAGCCGUAGCAGCAGCAGCAGCAGCAGCAGCAGCAGCAGCGGCAGCCUUGGCAAUGCAGGUAAUAAGCACAGCCUCGUUGUUUGUUGUGCUGCAGGAGAUGAUAGCAGCAGAAGCAGCAGCAGCAGCAAAGGAAGGCAGCAGCAGCAGCAGCAGCAGCAGCAACAAGCCGCUGCUGCUGCGCCUCGCCGUAAAGUCGGGCGGCUGCAGCGGCCUCAGCUAUGCCUUAGAGAAGAUCGAGCAGAGCGACCUGCGCGCAGAAGACCACGUGGAGAGCUUCGACUUCGGAGUGUCUUUUGCAAUUGAUCCAAUUUCUUUCUUUUAUGUCUUCGGCACUGAACUCGUUUACUCCCGAGACCUCAUGGGCGGCGGCUUCAACGGGAGCAGCACCUCCGCCGCUCACGAACAGCAACAGCAGCAGCAGCAGCAGCAGCAGCAGCAGCAGCAGCAGCAGCAGACGUGUGGGUGUGCUGCAGACUGGCGAACCCCAACGCCUCCCGCACUUGCGGCUGCGGUUUAUCUUUUGGAGUCCCUCGGGACUUCAAGCCAGCUUCGCCAAUUAAGCAGCAGCCCACUAAGUGCAGCGGCAGCAGCAGCAGCAGCAGCAGCAGCAGCAGCAGCAGCAGCAGCAGCAGCGGCAGCAGCGGCAGCAGCAGCAGCGGCAGCAAGAAUGGCGGCUGAUGCAGUGCUUGGGGCCGCAUGUAUUGCUGUGGCUGCACACACACACAAGGCUUAG
Messenger RNA from Eimeria necatrix, 1125 nucleotides. Its product is annotated as HesB-like domain containing protein, putative. Lineage: Eukaryota; Apicomplexa; Conoidasida; Eucoccidiorida; Eimeriidae. Bases 1 to 1125 code for a protein of 374 amino acids. The record is from RefSeq and is a predicted model, not a curated record. The transcript is spliced from 3 exons.